CCCGCCGCGGCAUGGGCGGCCUCGGGCUCGUGCGAUGAGCGCUCCUCCGGCAGUCAUCCCCCGCGCGAAUAUGGGCACAGCCGUGUCCAAAAGGAAGACGCUGAGGAACGAGGCCAUGUCGUCGGUGGCGGCCAAAGUGAGAGCGGCAAGGGCUUUUGGAGAAUACCUUUCACAAAAUCAUCCUGAAGGCAGAAAUGGCUCAGAUCACCUGUUAGCAGACUCCUACAUCGGGCAGGAGGACUCCCCCGAGAUGCAGCAGGCAGCACAGAACAAGCGCAGGCUCUCCGUCAUCUCGGAUGGCAAGUUUGAGAGGAGCUUCUCUGAGGAGCAGGCAGAGAAGAUGCCAAGUGAGGGACCGAAGCCACGAGUCUACACCAUCUCCGGCGAGAGGCCGAUGCUGUCAGACCACGAGAACGAAAGUAUGGAGCUGGUGGUGAUGAAAGGGGCUGCCCAAGAGGAAUGCCACCACGGCCACCCUGUGCACGGUGCUGGUGGCUCUCACGGUGUCAGCAGGCAUUGCAAGGGCUGGCCUGGCAGCCGGCAGGGAUCCAAGGAGUGCCCAAACUGCACCCGGCUGGCUGCUCCUUCUCAUCAUUCCUUUGACCUAGAGCCGCAUCAAUCCGGUGAGACUGGAUGGCACAGAAAAAGGCUGGAGAGGAUGUAUAGUGUCGAUCGAGUGUCUGAUGAUGUCCCCAUACGAACCUGGUUCCCAAAAGAGAACCUCUUCAGUUUUCAAACUGCUACUACAACUAUGCAAGCCAUCUCGGCAUUCAGGGGCUACGCAGAAAGGAAGAGACGGAAACGAGAGAAUGAUUCUGCAGCUGUUAUACAGAGGAAUUUUCGGAAGCACCUCCGCAUGGUGGGGAGCCGAAGGGUUAAAGCACAAACAUUUGCCGAACGGCGUGAGAGGAGCUUCAGCAGGUCCUGGAGUGACCCGACUCCCAUCAAAGCUGAUUCCUUCCAUGACUCUCGAGAAAGCCAUGAUCUUCAGGAUUCCUGUGGCACUUUGGAUGGUGACUUUGACUUGAACUGGGAAGCAGAAAAGGAGCUUGAAGCCAUGGCGUGUGAUGGAGAAGACUUUAUUCCACCAAAAAUAAUGCUCAUUUCUUCCAAGGUGCCCAAAGCUGAAUACGUCCCAACAAUUAUUCGCAGGGACGAUCCCUCCAUCAUCCCCAUUCUCUAUGACCACGAACACGCCACCUUUGAUGACAUCCUAGAGGAAAUAGAGAAGAAGCUUAACAUUUAUCGGAAAGGCUGCAAAAUCUGGAAAAUGCUGAUAUUUUGCCAGGGGGGUCCAGGUCACUUAUACUUGUUAAAGAACAAAGUUGCCACUUUCGCCAAAGUGGAGAAGGAGGAAGAUAUGAUCCUCUUCUGGAAGAGGUUGAGUCGUCUGAUGAGUAAAAUCAAUCCUGAACCAAAUAUCAUUCACAUCAUGGGCUGCUAUGUUCUUGGAAACCCCAAUGGGGAGAAGCUAUUUCAGAAUCUGAAAAACUUAAUGAAUCCUUAUAGGGUUGCCUUUGAGUCUCCACUUGAACUAUCAGCUCAAGGUAAGCAAAUGAUUGAGACUUACUUUGACUUCCGCCUUUACCGCCUCUGGAAGACCCGCCAGCACUCUAAACUAUUGGAUUACGAUGAUAUUUUAUGAUCUGGAGAAGACUUUGCAAGAAGUUGUUGAUCACCAGUGUCCAAGAAGUCAUGCUUAUUGCAGAGAGACUCUUUUAUUGGCACAGGGAGCCCUACAGGAGGCUGCAGUGCUAAAGGGAGGGAAGAAGGAGCCCUCGGAAGUGGAUCGGGAAGAAAGUCUCCUGGGUCAAGAGAGACUGGAGGGGAAGGGGUUUGACGCCUCGCUGGCCUCGGGUCAGAGCCGUGGUGUCUCAGGAGGAGCUGUGUGAAGUGAGGACAGGAUGGAGUUCCUUGCAGAACUGAGCUGUUUUGGGUCAGAAUGGGCCAGAUUUGAUUCCAGGUCCUUUUAAAGACUUUUAAAGCUCAGGUUUUCUUACAAAAAAUAAAAAUAAAUUACCCGUGCACUACAAUGAAGAAGUGACCAGAGCACAGAGGAAGGAAGGUUUUGUACUCAUGGGACCUUCUGUGCCUGGGGAUCUUGGAGAGCAAGGACUGCUACACCUACUCCUGCAGGCUGACAUCAAGACGAUCCAGUGUCAAUGUGAAUAUACUGGAAUAUAGAAUUGAAGUCUAACUUUUUUUGGUUUUGUUUAAUAGAAAAUAAGUGCAAUUUUUAUAGAGAGGAGGGAGAAACCCCUCCUGGUAUUUAAUUAGUUAAAAACAACACACCAGUAACCAAUAGAUGAGGUAUUUUUGGUCUGCUUGAAAAUAUAUUCAGAAUGGUAAUAUAUCUUCUGUAGACAUAUUUAAUCACCAGCAAACAUGGUUUUAACGUAACCUAGCAGACCCUGCAUGUCUGCUGCAUUGAUUAAUCCGGUUUGGUUCAUCACUUUCAGAGUAGCUGUGUUGCACAAAUUGUAUGUGCUCUCACGAAUGUAUAUUUCUCCUCCAGUUAGACACAACUUUGUUACUUUCUAUUUUGCUGCUUGCAAAACUAUGUAACUUUAGUUUUGCUGAAAUAUUUUAGGUUAGAAAUACGGUACUUGGCUGGGAAGCCUCGGCCAGGUUCACUAUGAUAUAAAAAUGAAGUAGAAAUUAAUAGCCAUGGUAAUUGUUCACGCCAGUAUUUUGCAACGUGUUGAGAUGGGCUCGUUGGGGGUGCUGUGUUGAGCAGUGAGGGUUCAGGCCAUCAGACACCCUCCCAGGAGGUUGGGAAGAAAUGCUUCCUGAAGAGUUCAGCACGGGUUUGUAGCAUGAGAUUGAAUCUUCCCUGUGUUCACUUGAUUGCAAGUUGUUUGGGCGUAGAUCUCCUCUUUUCAGUGCUAGAAAGACCUGUUUGUUGGGCAGAGCUGCUCACAUCCCUUCCUGUGCAGGGCAAAGCAAACGCAGGGUUUUGUUGCUGUGGUUUGAGAGCCCAGAUUUGUACUUGACAUUUGAGGGAUCUAUUUUGGAAUAGAUUUCCUUUGUGUUCCUUUAGCACAGGGACUGAUUUUUGUUUUGGGAGGGGUUUGGUUUGGUUUUCUCCAUCUGCAGCUCUUCAGAGGACAACUCAAUACCACUUGCAGUCCGUGCAGGUCACCGGCUCUCCUGGGAGGGGAUACACUCCAUUUCUUAUAUAAGUAAAAUGUACUGGAGGUGAACAGGGAGGAUUAGGGUUGUUUUCCAGGUUAGGAUUGUUUUCCUGAUUUCCUGGGGCCUAAAUUAUCAGAUUGUGACGUGAUGGCAAAUAUGUGUACAGACGUUGCUUUAAAUACUUGCAAAAAGCAGUAGUUGUUCUGAUCUGUAGAGUACUCCUUCCCUCUGUGAUGUGUGUGGUGUAAUCCUGGGGGCAGGCUGCUGGCUGGAACUGCUGAACCCUGUACAUUUAGAGCAGUUUCGUAGCAAAACUUUUGAAGAAAGAAUGUACAUAUGGUGUGUAAAGGGAGGAAUGGUUGGAGAGAGGGAGAGGUUGGAGCCGUGAAGGCAGCGCAUUGAACCAAACAGCUCACAGCUGCUUCUCUGCCUGCUGGGCUCCAGCCCCUGAGCUGGCUGGGUUUCCAGACCUGCAGUGAAGGGGACAGGCUGUGACUUUUGGCAGAAAAUGCCAGAUCUAAACCCCAAACCCACAUGGAUACCAAUUGUCUGUUCCUUAGCGUGGCAGCCUCCACCAGCUGUGCUUGUGAGAGGUGGGAGCCACAGGUUCAGAAAGCAAAAUCACGUGUUAUUUAGAGUGUGGUCGUGGCAGGAUUAAAAUGCUGAUACAAAAUUCUCCCUUUGUGACCCUUUUGCCUCCUAUGGUUAUUGCUCCUAACUGGAGACUGACAACUUGUUCUUCCUCUUUCUUUUCUGAAGUGAAAUCCCAAUUCGGUGAACUUGGUAGCAUGGAUGUAGCAUUGUGGAACUAUUGAAAACCUUCUAUAUCUGGGAAAGGGCCCAUUUAUGUCCCCACUUCAGUGAUUUGUCUGUACAAUUAUUGUGUAUCUAUUAGCACUGACCACUUGUGGAACUCGGGUUGCAAAGUAGAAAGGUGUUUCUUGCAUAAGCACUGUAGGAAGAUGUGUGUUGGAACAAGCAGCACGCGCUGUUCUGGUGCAGCUGACUGUGGUGCAGUGCAAUGACAAACUGACUGCGUUCCUCUCUUUUCCAAAGAUCUAUAAUCAACAUAGCUUGUGAUGUUUAUGACAUGAGUGUAUUGUUUCUGUUGUAGCAUUCUUUUGACUCGAGAGAUGAAACACUCUCAAAGCUGUGACUGGGGAGACAGCAGAGUGUUGAUGUUUUCUGUGCAAGUAGCGUCAUUGAAGCGUUGACUGUUUAGAUGGAAAAAAAGGAAUUCUUCCCCUUUUAACCUCUUGAAUUUUGUAAGCGGCUGCUGGGGGGAAAAGGAGUCAGCAGAGAAUAGGGUGGGAAACAAACAAGUGUAAGCAUUACAAAUAGAGCCUGUGACUCCUCAGCAGGACCAGCCUGCACAGGGUGACCUGUGUGCAUGCUGCUGGCGGAGCCGAGUGCAGUCUGUCCUGCCCAAGGCCUCUCUGUGCUUCCUCCAGCUUUGAACUGCGCUGUUGGGAUGCAUCUGUCUGAAGCCAUGGAACUGCUUUGCUCACACACACUAAUUGCUGUUUGAGCUGGAGCUGCCAUGUAAGAAAGGGGAUCCUGGGGAGCAGCUUGCAGCAUGGUUGUGCCCACGUUAACCUGCUCUUCUGGGGGAUCUGCAGCCCUUCUGCUGCGCUGUGCUUUGGGCUCUGCCCCAGCACGGCCAUUCUGCUUGCCUGCUGCUCCUGCAGCUCCAGGGGUUGGAUUUGCCCUUAGCAGGGGCUGGAGAAACCAUGAUGUGCAGUGCAAGUCCUGGUUAACCUGGAGAGAAGUGGGAUAAACUGGAAUAGCUACAUGGGAGCACCUCAGCAAAGUGCAGGCUGUGACUCCAGCCCUUUACUUACCCUUCCUACUGAGGAAUGCCAAUAGAGAGCUCUGCUGGGCUCAGACUGGGAGCAGCCCUGGCAGCUCGGUCGCCUUGCUCCAGAAGCUGGGGAUGCCCAUCUCUUUGGUUGUAGCACUUGUCCUGUACAGGGCUUCCUAGAGAGGCUUUUCUCUUCUCUAUUGGCUGGGAAGGACGAAAAGGAAGAGAAAUUGGUGCCCUAAGGGACAGAGAAAGUCAGAAAACUGUUACAGCUUUUUGCAUCUCUCCUCACACUGCAGCUUCCUUUGCAACUGACCUCCAGGCCUGGGAUGGCAAACGAAUGAAUUAGCAGACCAGCCCUGCUAUUGCAUUAAACCCAUAAAAUCAUACCAGUCUGUGUAGCUCCAGAGAAACAUCUGACUGCAGAAGGCAAACAGCCUGUCCUGGCCCUGCUGUGUGUGCUGUGGGCUCCCACUCUCCACCUCCGAGCACCUCAGGAGCUCCCUGAGCCUCAUCCCAUGCCCCUGGGGAGCUCUGCUUGCCUCCCAGCAGCGCUGCUUUGCUGAGAGCACUCUGGAAAUGAAUUUGUCCCUCAUUUCUCAGCCUGGACUUGUCUGGAGCUGCACACAGGUUUCCUGCUCCAGAGGCUUCUGGGCAAAACAUCUGUCUGUGCUUUCACGUCACCCCUCGAGGCAACAUCACCAUUCUGUGCUGCGUUUGCAUCUCCAGCUCUUGGCACAUAUCUGCUCUGCAAAUAGCUGCUGCUGCUUCGGGACACUGCUGUGUUAGUGAGCUGUGGCUGUGGGUUCCUCUUCCCAGGGCUCUGCUGAGGGUGACUGCAAACACUGCUUCAUCGCCUCCAGGCAGCACGAGUUGGGGCGGUCAGAAGAGCAGAAGGCAGUGAUGCUGAGCAGCCCCAGCACGGUGAGAGCUGCAGGUGGCAUCCUGAGCCCAGGCCCUGCCAGGAGGCGCACAGCAGACUCGCUCUGCUUGCUCUCUGCAUAAACAUUCAACUCAUCACAACCCACAGAAUCACAGAAUGGCCCGGGUUGGAGGGGACCUCAAGGACCAUAAAUCUCCAGCCCCCCUGCCACAGGCAGGGCCACCAACCUCCCCAUGUAACCCACUUUAGGAGUGACGCAUGCAUGCAUUACCCGCGGUGCUUCGCUUCAGGAUGCGAUGUUACUAACAUUCAAAAAUAAUCCUUCCAGGCCCUUUGGCAAUUGGCACGGGUUGCCAUGCAGCAGAGGCUGUGCCGGGUUGUGCUGUGCAGCCCCACUGCCAGCAGCAGGAAGCAGAUCUGCAGCCACACGCUGAGCUGAGUCACUCUGUGCUGGUUUUCCUGAUGUUCACUGGACCUGGUGAUGCAGGCAGACCUUCCUGCAGGGUGACACACUGAUAUCCUCCCUGGGGACAUGGACAGGCAAUGCCAUCUUCUAAGCCAUCUAUAAAAAUAGAGUACUUUGUGAUCUGUGCUCUGUCCCACCAAUCACUGAGCAUCUGCAGCCAUCUGUGUCUUUCAUGGCACUGUGUUUUAUUUCUCAGGCGUGGAAACUCAAGCCAAAGUCAACUGGAAACUGUUACGGUUUUGAUGAGAAAUCAGCCUGCUGCUAACUGUGUUUGCUGGAGUUGAGUGAGUACAUGGGUGGUUUAAUGGCUGUGAACCUGACAGUGACUGCUGUUAUCCAGGGUAAUUGUGCUGAGCGAUCAGCAGGAUGGCAGGGCUGGCUGUCUAACCUCCCAGCUAUAGGAACUGGUAGCUGCUUUGAUUCAAAGGUAAAUUCUGCACUUCCCAUCAGCGUGCAAAACCUGGAAGACUGGAAGUAAUAAAAUUACGGACAUCAAAGUCCAUAUCUGAUCCAUAUCUUAUAUUCUCUGAAGAGAAAAUAAGUUGCAUUUUUUCCAUAAAUAUUGAGUACAUCUCAAAGAACUAACACAACCUGGUAAUUUUUCACAUCAUGGUACUGAUUUUAGAGCAUCCUUAAAACUGAAAUAUGUAAGGACGUAUAGAAAGCAUCUAGGGACUUGUGAUGUAGUGAUGGUCAGGCAGCAGCGCUUAGUUAAUGUGCUCUCUGCAUCCAGACCAGCUGAUGGUUACGGCAGCAGCAGUGGCCCCAGAUACAUUCCCAGCAGCAGAGCUACGUGUGCUCCCCUUCUAACAGCACAGCCCAUCGUGUGAGCUGCUGAGUGUGAGCAAUAAGCUGCCAGCACAGCACCUCCCCUGCCCCUGCUGUCAUUGGUUUUUGUGUGUCUGACAGUCAUCUUCCCAUGGCUGUGUGUAGGUGUGAUGAGCUGUAUGCAGGGAUGAUCCUUACCUGGGGAACGGGACUGCAGCAGUGCUGAGAGGGCUGUUGGCAUGGGGAUGUGUUGCUGGCUCAGGACAGCACAGGUACACACAGGUGGUGUUCAAAAAGCUUCAAGGGAGAGUGGGGGGCUGUUGAUUUUGGGGUCUGCAAUCAAAAGUCCUGCCGGUGCAGAGCUGGGAAUUCGAGUACAGCACAGGAAUCCUUACCCUGACUUUUGAGAUGCCCUAAAGCCAUCUCAGACACACACAGCAGGGUGAGGUGCUCUGCAUGGGGGCGCUGCUCACUGUGCAGGCCAUGUCCCUGUGCUCCCCCUGACUCUGCUUGCCAAAUGAGACCUCCCUUUAUUGGGCUUUGAGCUGGGGAGGGCUGUAGGAACCAAGCGAGCUCUGUGUGCCACAAUGCAGGGAAAUGCACUGGAAUUGUACCUACGUGAGCACCAAGGGGCCACAGAUUUUCCACUGUGUGCUUCCUGUUGUUCUUUAACAACACUGUUCCUGGAAUUGGGCGACUUCAGCUGUGAUGCCAAGCAACAGCCACAGCGAAAACCGUGCUUGCAGGCCUGGGAGGUCAGUGUACUUUUAAUAUCUCAACUAUUUCUGCAGAGUUCAGACAGCAGUUCUCAUUUCCAGUUCCUUCGCUCAGCUGGUCGGAGUUGCAGAUGUCAGCCCCAGGAUGGAGGGCUGUGCUGGCUGCAGGCAAAAGCUGUCUGAAGGGAGAGUCUGGAAAAUGGAGCUUGCCACCUGUGAGCUCAGCAGGCCCCACACCAGCAGGCUGCUCCCUGGGGAGGAGGAAGGAAGCUGUUAGCACGGCCGGGCUGCAGGCGGCUCUGUGCUGGGAGCAGCCCUGUGCCGCGCAGGAGCCCACUGCCGCCCGUAGCGUUCCUCUGAGCCUAUCUGCUGCUUUGUGUGUGAUAAGCAGGUUUCCAUGACGUGAAUGUUUCUAGAUUUUAAGAUGUGAUUUAAUAAAAAGUGACGUUUCUGGGAAAGCA
This is a messenger RNA of Lagopus leucura (white-tailed ptarmigan), 8230 nucleotides long. RefSeq names its product NMDA receptor synaptonuclear signaling and neuronal migration factor (gene NSMF). Gene Ontology annotation, biological process: positive regulation of neuron migration; regulation of neuronal synaptic plasticity. The record is from RefSeq and is a predicted model, not a curated record. Gene Ontology annotation, cellular component: nucleus; cytoplasm. The transcript is spliced from 16 exons. The coding region runs from base 35 to 1645 and encodes 536 amino acids. Lineage: Eukaryota; Metazoa; Chordata; Aves; Galliformes; Phasianidae.